AUGUCUGGAAUUGCAGCAUCGCGUCUUGCCGAGGAAAGAAAAUCAUGGAGAAAGGUGAGCAUUUUCAGAUAUUUAUUAGAAAUUUAAUUCAAAAUACUGCAUUUUUUUAGGAUCAUCCAUUUGGAUUCAUUGCAAAACCCGUCAAAAAUACUGAUGGAACAUUGAAUUUGUUCAACUGGGAAUGCGCGAUUCCAGGACGAAAAGACACAAUUUGGGAGGGAGGAUUGUAUAGAGUAAGGAUUUUUCUUGGAUUUUGUUAGAUGAAAAAGAAAAAAUGCAGGGUGAAUGAGAGAAAAUGAAGAAAGUUGAGAAUGAAACGAGAAAAAUACUUUUUUCUGGAAAACUAAAUACAAUUUAUGUUUUUUUCUGGAAGGGAGGAGCUUCCAGGUGAAGAAGAAACCUUUUGAAAAAUGGAAAUUUAAAUUUUCUCGUGAAAAGUUCACUUUUGAAUUUCAAAAAAAAUUUUCCAGAUCCGUAUGUUGUUCAAAGACGAUUUCCCAUCAUCUCCACCAAAAUGCAAAUUCGAACCACCACUUUUCCAUCCAAACGUCUAUCCAUCAGGUAAAUAUUCAUUCUUUUCUCAAAAUAAAAUAAAAUCUAUAUUUUUCUUUUCAGGAACUGUUUGUUUAUCACUUCUCGACGAGAACAAGGAUUGGAAGCCAUCAAUUUCCAUCAAACAACUACUAAUUGGAAUUCAAGACUUGUUGAACAACCCAAAUGUUGAUGAUCCAGCUCAAGCGGAAGCUUAUCAAAUUUUCUGUCAGAAUAGGUUUGUUAUUCUAUUUUUUUUUGGGUUUGCUGGGGAGAAAUUUCAUUUUCGAAAUUAAACAGAAAUUUAAUUAACGACGAGAUUUUGUUAUUUGAAAAUGUAAUAAAAUUUCUCUUUUCAAAAAAUGAAUAACAAAAUUAGGUAGCUAUUCAUAGAGUUUUUGUUAUUGCGAGGAAAAAACCUGUUAAAAACCCCCUUCAAUUUUCAGAACCGAAUACGAAAAAAGAGUGAAACGAGAAGCGCAAAAAUAUGCGGCCGAAAUUGUUCAAAAACAAAUACUUGGCUGA
Messenger RNA from Caenorhabditis angaria, 1056 nucleotides. The record is from the annotation of a GenBank genome assembly. NCBI's taxonomy places the organism in Eukaryota, Metazoa, Nematoda, Chromadorea, Rhabditida, Rhabditidae.